AGCCGUUUUGAUCCAAGUUAGCCCUGCGAGCCUGUUGCGCCAUGUUUGCGGCUACUCUGUACGUUGGGCUUGCGCUUGCAAGCGCUGCAGAUUGCAAGACUCAGACCAGCGGUCCCUGGCUCUUGCAGCAACACAGCCGUCGCAGCCAAGCAACUUCUGAUGGCAACCAACCCCCGGCUCAACUCAUGUCUUGCCCUGGAGGUGAUGUACAAGUCACAGAGUGCAUGACCCAGGCGCAGUAUGAUGCCAUGAUCGCCGCCGUUCGCGGCCAUCUCGAGUCAUUGCCCUCUACGUGCACUGCCGCAGAUUGCCCUCAGGCAGACUGGGCCGGGUGCAUCUUGCGCAUGGCGGGCCAUGACUUCAUGGACUUUGCCAAUGGCCAAGGUGGCGCGGACGCCUGCACGGACAUGAGCACCUGGGCUGAAUGGCUCCCUUGAAUGCUUCCGGCUCGGGCCGACGUGACCCUGACAAUGCGGGUUUGCGUGAGUGCCUGGUCACUGGAGAGCAUGGCAUCUCCCUCCAGGAGGUGUACCAAAGCUUUUGCACGGAGGUGUCGCUGGCGGAUUUCCUGGUGAUCGCCGCGGAGGCUGUCAUCGCAUCCACCCGUGCGCGGCACGAGCAAGCCACGCCGGGUGCGCCGCAACUCGACCUGCGAAGCUCGUUUCGCUUUGGCCGAACCACCUCACCGUGCACCUCAGUGACAGGAAGCUUGCCCAACCCAGAGGAUGGAUGUGCAGCGGUGGAGCAAGUCUUUGUGAACAAUCUCGGAUUGGACUGGACAGAAGCAGCUGCUUUGAUGGGAGUGCACACCUUAGGCCGUGCUCACAUCGGCAACUCCGGAUACCAUGGCUGGUGGAGCGAUCCCGUGAAUUCUAGACGUUUCAACAAUGACUACUAUGUCUCCUUGCUGGCUAAGGGUUGGAUUCCUGAACUGGCGAUUAACGGAAAUGCGGGCAAGAAUCAGUGGCAGCGUAGUGACGAAGGAGCCGACAACACCUUUGAUGGUCACGAGAUGAUGCUCAACACUGACCUUUGCCUUGUUUACAGUGAGAAUGGACAGAACGGGGGUCCCGUCAUUGCCAGCGAGCACGACUGUUGCGCCUGGCUGACUUCAGAUACGAUUCCAGGCGCUGUUGCCAGCAACGGUGGUGAAUACUGUGGAGGUACCCCCGGCCGCGGCGAGCGUGGCCAAUGCUGCGGCGCGCAGCAAAACGACUGCGGCAAUCGCAACGACCCCAGCGGCCCUGCAGCACAGGCCGUGCUCGCCUUCGCGGCGGAUGAGGCGGCCUGGAUCGAGGCCUUCGACCGCGCCUGGCACCGAGCUACGGAAAGGGGUGCCGAGGGCCUGCGGUCCUUGGGAGACUGCACGGCUGCGACCACCACCAUUGCCACAACGACCACCACGACCACAACGACCACCACGACCACAACGGCUGCAACGACCACCACGACCACAGCGACCACAACGACCACCACGACCACCACAACCAACACGGCUGCAACCACCACAGCGACCACCACACAGGUUGCAACAACCACACAAGGCACAACCCAGGGAACCAGUGCCACAACCACCUCGACUCUUUCCAGCACUUUGGAGUUGCUGCGAGGAUUUAGCCUUGCAGACGGAGGCAUUGACCGCUCCUGCGUGGGGGAUGUUGACGAGGUGGUGAACGUUGGGAACAUCCGAGACUGUCAAGAAGCAUGUGCAGACGCUCGACGAUGCCGCGGGGUGGAGUUCACAGGAGGCGUUUGCACUCUCUGGCGGUCCGUGGACUCCACCGAAAGCGCCGUUGGCUCCGUUUGUUUGCGCUUCCGCAGCAGGGGAGGCAAGGGGCGAGGCGACUAGGAUUGACUUUGCAGAAUGGGCCCCAAUAGCGCAUGCAUAGCAAGGCAUGCCAGUGCCUGUCGGUCUAGCUUGUGACAAAGAACCGGCAUUUUGCGCAGGUGCCCUUUUGAAUUCGUGCGUGGCUCGGCUCAGACCAUGCAUGGGGAUGUGUCUAGUGUUGACUUUGCAACAGAACAGACAUGUAUAGAUGGCCGUUUGCGCAUGCAUAGCAAGGCAUGUCAGUGCUUGUCGGUCUCGCUUGUGACAGAACCGGCAUUUCGCGCAGGUGCCCUUUUGAAUUCGCGCGUGGCUCAACUCGAGACCAUGCAUGCGGAUUUGUCUGGUUCUGCCUAUGUCUUUUAGAGAUCUUAGCAAAUUAUGAAAUUGCUGGCCUUUGUAACCCCCGAUUUGCAGGAUCGAUCUGAAAACUCUGGAUCUGUCUAGUCAAGGG
Effrenium voratum is the source of this 2279-nucleotide messenger RNA. NCBI's taxonomy places the organism in Eukaryota, Dinophyceae, Suessiales, Symbiodiniaceae. The record is from the annotation of a GenBank genome assembly.